This is a messenger RNA of Colletotrichum paranaense, 510 nucleotides long. RefSeq names its product UMTA methyltransferase. Bases 1 to 510 code for a protein of 169 amino acids. The record is from RefSeq and is a predicted model, not a curated record. The transcript has 2 exons. Lineage: Eukaryota; Fungi; Ascomycota; Sordariomycetes; Glomerellales; Glomerellaceae.
AUGCCACAACAUCAUCACCUCACUCACACCCCCAUACCGUCCAGACAUCUGAACCCCGGCGGCUGGGUCGAAUUUCAAGACAUGGACGGCCUCUACUACUCCGACGACGGAACCUACACCGCACAAUACACCACGCACACCUGGAACCAGGACUUCGUUCAAGCCUGCGAAUCCAUCGGCCGCACCGCCCGUCCCGGUCCGCAACUCGAGGGCUGGGUCAACGAUGCCGGGUUCCAGAACGUGGUGCACAAGAGGUUCAAGGCGCCGAUUGGGCCGUGGCCGAAGGACCCUCACUUCAAAGACGUGGGUAUGCACAACUUGUGCCAGCUUCUGGAUGGUCUGGAAGGUUUCACGCUACGACUGUUUUGCGGGGUGCUGGGGAGGACGGAGGAGGAUGUUUUGGGCAUGUUGGAGGGUGUGAGAGAGGAGUUGAAGCGGGGGCUGUUCCAUGCCAUGUUUGAUCAUCAUGUUGUGUACGGGCAGAAGCCUUUGGAGGGACAACAACUGUAG